Brienomyrus brachyistius is the source of this 2076-nucleotide messenger RNA. RefSeq names its product transmembrane protein 170A (gene tmem170a). Lineage: Eukaryota; Metazoa; Chordata; Actinopteri; Osteoglossiformes; Mormyridae. Gene Ontology annotation, biological process: endoplasmic reticulum tubular network organization. The record is from RefSeq and is a predicted model, not a curated record. Gene Ontology annotation, cellular component: endoplasmic reticulum membrane. Bases 360 to 776 code for a protein of 138 amino acids. The transcript has 3 exons.
UAUAGGGUCAUACUGAUUGUCGUACGUUGUUUUGAUCUCCUUUUAUGUUUUGUUUUGGUUAGCGUGGGUUAUUGGAGCAAAAUGGUUCACUUGAUUACAGUUCUAUAAUAGUUUUUUUUGUUAAUAUUUUAUCAUCCUGCAUUAAGUAAGCGAAAUCAGAUCUUAGUGGUAGGUUUAGAAAGCAGUAAAUACGCGAAGAAAAUAUGCAAGGGGUACGUACAGUAGGCUGAGCUUCGUGACGUCGGUCUUCAAGUUUCGUUUAAGUGCCUUCUGGAGGACAGAUAUUUCCGAGUUUGUGUUAUUUUUAAUUCAUUUUUUGCUCCUCCGUCGCUGUAUAUCCUGUAUUCGAUGUCCCAACAAUGCAGACUGGGUAUAGUGACAUAGGAUUUGUCCAGCAAAUUCUGAGUUUGAAUUUGGUACCAAGGGAAAAUGGCACUAAGUGUGGUAACGACACAUCGCUUUGCGACUUUUCAGAGAUGUGGUACGGUGUGUUCUUAUGGACCGUGGUUUCCUCCUUGAUGUUUCACCUCCCUGCCGCCCUCCUGGCCCUCGGUACCCUGCGGAAGCAUCGCGUGGCUCGCUUCAUGCCCAUUGCCAUCAUGCUGAUGAGUAUCGUGGGCCCACUCUGCGGGGGCGUCCUCACCAGUGCUGCUAUAGCAGGAGUGUACAAAGCUGCAGGGAAGAAGAUGAUUUCCCUGGAAGCCCUGGUGUUCGGAGUGGGCCAGUCCUUCUGCGUACUUGUCAUCUCCUUCCUCAGGAUCCUGGCCACGCUAUAACACUGGGAGAUGGGGAACCAGAACCGAUGUGGGCCUUCAUUUCCAGAUGCAGCUGUUCUGUUAGUGCCCCAGCUCCUUCAGCCGGAUUCUGUUCUUGCCCUGAGCGAAUAGCUCAGUCCUACAAACCCGCAGUGGGUGUGUAGCGACCGACACCGCAUGCUAAUCAUACCCACCGUGCGAGUCAGGGCUCGCUUGUCCCUGGUUUAGUACACGGCUAUUUUGCAGGGUCAUGACGUGGAACGACGGCCAGACAGGUGAAGCCAGGCUCAUUUUAGAACCGUCAACGAUCUCUCAGGUGUCCUGAACUGGAUUUAUUUCUCCCUGGGAUGCGCUUUUCUUAUUUGAUAGGCUAGUGGCCAUUAGAUUGCAGCUGUAGACCAACAUUAUGUAUCUUAAAGUGGGAGAGAGCUCAUUGUGAACCUGGCCAGAGCGACGUGUCCAAAGGCUUUGUCAGAUGUUUGGGGCGUGUAUUUUUACUAAUGAGACAAUAUCAGGCGUUCACUGAUCAGGUUUUCAAAUGCCUGACCAUGAGCUAUAAUUUCACAUAAUGCAUCUCACACAUGAGAUUUCCACUGUUUUUGUCCAUGUGGAUGAUGGUGUUGGAUUAGCACCAACUAACCAAACAAGGCUGAUUACAUCUUUGAGGUGACAUUUCUUAUUGGCACUAAAACCUUAAAAUCCCCAAACUGUACAUACAUACAUUUAUGUAUGAUGUUUUAUCCAGGGGAUAAUUGAGUGUUUUUUUUUUUUUUUAAUGUAUGCUUGAACUGCAAAGACGUAAUUCUGUGUGGAAUCUGUUUCUUUAGUUUUCGUUCCAUAAUUUCUAGCUGUUUCCAUUUCUUAUGCAGAAUCUCAAAUGGUGCCUUUAUUCAGUGACUGAUAUUUGUAAUCUGCUGUAAUUUUUUAAAUAUCCAUUUGUUAAAUAUUGAUAUUUUGAAAUAACACAAAUUGUGACCUAUGUAAAACAAUAUUUUUUUAAAACUUCCCGAAAGAACUAAUUUAGGUUGAAUUAGUUUAAUUUGAAACUAUGUUCUUAUUAUUACCUGCACAGGUUUGCUAAACGCAAGAAUGCAAGAAAUGCAAAUUAUAAUCACAGAAAAUCUUUUUUUUUUGUUUGUUUGCUGAUCAGUUAAUUAUAAAUAGGUUUAAUUUUACAAUAUAUCCAACUGCAUCAAACAUAAGGGAACUGCAGUUCUUUUUGCACUUUGCCUUUGAAAGCAGCUUUUGAGCAAUUCAUAUGUUUUGGACCAGAGGUAUGGUAAUGUUAUAAUGUGUAAGUAAAUGUCUUUUAUUUACUUGA